Molecule: messenger RNA, 1197 nt
Organism: Thecamonas trahens ATCC 50062
Lineage: Eukaryota; Apusomonadida; Apusomonadidae
Product: lipase/esterase
Exons: 2
Coding region: 1-1197 (398 amino acids)
Biological process (GO): triglyceride catabolic process
Cellular component (GO): cytosol
Molecular function (GO): triacylglycerol lipase activity; sterol ester esterase activity
Source: RefSeq, a predicted model, not a curated record
AUGACACAGUCGCAGGCGCAGGCGACGACACGCUCGACAGUGCUCCCGUUUGAGGUGGUGUGGAGCGGCCUGCUGGGCUCGUACCGGAUCACUCUGCGGCUGCUUCUUGCCCUCCACGGCGCCAUGCUGUUCGCCUGCUCUCUGCCUGGUGCGGCCCUCGCCGCUGACAUCCUCCCGCGGCUGCUCCUCGAGCUGGCCAUGCUCCCCAUGGUGGCCUUCUACGCAUGCUUUCCGGCAGCAGCUGCCUCUGCUGUCCGCCGGGCGUAUGCUGAUCUUGACAACGUGCCGCCUGUCCUCGCUGCAGCCACCAUCCGCGCUCUCUGGUCCGGGCCGGGCGCAUCAGUUAUCAUCCGCAGUCUGACAAAGCUCAAGCCGCGCUCGCGUGGUCCGGAGGUGGUAGCGGUGGAGGCUCAGUUGGCGGCGGCGGCAUCAGACAGAGUCCUCCCGGUUCUGGUCGUGGCCCAGGGCGAUGCUGUCGAGGUGGCGGCGGCAGUGGCGGCGCUGGCGGCAGGUGAGACAGUCGCCUAUCGGCUGGUCAUCCAUCUGCAUGGCGGCGGGUUUGUGGCCAUGUCGCCAGCCGAUCAUGCAGACUACCUCAAGACUUGGGCAAGGGCACCAGGCAUGGAGCGCACGCUCUUUAUCUCGCUGGACUACCCACUUGCGCCCGAGGCGCCAUUCCCGCUUGCGCUCAACGACGCCUUUGCGCUGUAUGCCAUCGCCGCUUCCUGCUCGACGGCUCCGAUAUCUGUAGUCGGCGACUCAGCCGGAGGCAAUCUUGCAGCAGCGCUCGGCCUGCUGGUGGCUGCUGCGCGUGGCCGCGCCCGCGGUGAGCCCGAGGCCGAUGCUGCACUCAUGCUGGAGCUGGGUCCGACCGCAUCAGUCCUUCGCGACUACACGGCGUUCGCCGGCGAGCUGCCAGCCAUCGACGCGCUUGUGCUCAUCUAUCCCUCGCUGGUCCGGGCACGGCAACGGGCCGGGCUCAUGGGGGCGGCACUUGCUCUCGAUCCGCUCUUGCCAGCUGAGCUCAACCCUCUCAUCCACACAGCGUACGUGCCCACGACGUUGCGGGCGGUGUCUGCGACGCACCCGCUAAUUUCACCACUGGCGGCGCCGGCGUGGCUACUGGCGUCGGCUGACAUGGCCAGCCGAAAGUACGUGGUGUGCGGCGAGUGCGAUCCGCUGCUCGACGACUCGUAG